CCCCAGAGGCGCGCGCCCCCGCGGCGGUCACGGGCGUGCGUCCUCGGGGCGGUUGGCCAUGGAGGCCCUGCGGAGGGCCCACGAGGCCGCGCUCCGGCUGUUACUGUGCGGGCCCUGGGCCUCAGGCGCUGCCUCCCGCCCGAAGCCCCGCGUCUCGGAGGUGCUGACGCGGCACCUGCUGCAGCGGCGCUUGCCGCACUGGACCUCCUUCUGCGUGCGCUACAGCGCCGUCCGCAACGACCAGUUCGGCCUCUCGCACUUCAACUGGCCAGUGCAGGGCGCCAACUACCACGUCCUGCGCACCGGCUGCUUCCCCUUCAUCAAGUACCACUGCUCCAAGGCCCCCUGGCAGGACCUGGCCCAACAGAACCGCUUCUUCACGGUGCUCAAGGUCGUCAACCUCGGUAUUCCAACUUUACUAUACGGACUUGGCUCCUGGUUAUUUGCCAGAGUCACAGAGACUGUGCAUACCAGUUAUGGACCAAUAACAGUUUAUUUUCUAAAUAAAGAAGAUGAAGGUGCCAUGUAUUAAAAGUGUGCAUUGGAGAAUAUAAAUAUCACUGGAUUUUCUCUAGUGUGUAUGUGCAAUAUUUAUUUUUGAUCCCUUGAAAUAAAACUUUUGCA
This is a messenger RNA of Cynocephalus volans (Philippine flying lemur), 624 nucleotides long. It is a transcript of the gene C3H15orf61, whose product is annotated as chromosome 3 C15orf61 homolog. NCBI's taxonomy places the organism in Eukaryota, Metazoa, Chordata, Mammalia, Dermoptera, Cynocephalidae. The transcript is spliced from 2 exons. The coding region runs from base 59 to 532 and encodes 157 amino acids. The record is from RefSeq and is a predicted model, not a curated record.